AUGUCUAAUAAUUCAAAUAAAAGAAGAUUAUAUCGAGAUGCUAAGGAAGAAACAAGAAAACAAGUGAAAAUAGAAACACCAGAUACAGAAACACCAUCCGAUUUGGAAAUUUCAUUACCAAAGAAAAGAUUUUAUAGACAAAGAGCUCAUUCAAAUCCGUUUAGUGAUCAUGCAUUAAAUUAUCCAAUAAAUUCAGAUUCAAUGGAUUGGAAACAAUUAUAUCCACAAAAUUAUCCAAAUUACCAAGUUGAAAUAGCUGAUAUUGGUUGUGGAUACGGUGGAUUAAUGAUUCAAUUAGGUCCAGAAUUUCCAAAUUCGCUAAUUUUAGGUAUGGAAAUUAGACAACAAGUGACACAAUAUGUAGAAGAUAGAAUACUAGCAUUAAGACAAAUGAAUAAAGAUAAAGAUUAUAAAUAUGGAAAUAUUCAGGUUCUUAGAGGUAAUUCAAUGAAAUUUCUUCCAAAUUUUUUCAAAAGGGGACAGCUAUCCAAAAUGUUCUUUUGUUUUCCUGAUCCACAUUUCAAACAAAGAAAACACAAGGCUAGAAUUAUAACAAAUACUUUGUUGAGUGAAUACGCAUAUAUUUUAAAAGAAGGUGGUGUUAUUUAUACAAUUACUGAUGUUGAAGAUUUACAUUUAUGGAUGGUUAAACAUUUAGAUUCACAUCCAUUAUUUGAGAGAUUGAGUAAAGAAUGGGAACAACAAGAUAAAUGUGUUGAAAUAAUGUAUAAUUCAACUGAAGAAGGUAAAAAAGUUGAAAGAAAUAAUGGUUCAAAAUGGAUUGCAUGUUAUAAAAGAUUACCAAAUCCAGAUGAUACUGAAUAG
This is a messenger RNA of Insectozyma verbasci, 825 nucleotides long. NCBI's taxonomy places the organism in Eukaryota, Fungi, Ascomycota, Pichiomycetes, Serinales, Debaryomycetaceae. The record is from the annotation of a GenBank genome assembly.